Messenger RNA from Ceratotherium simum simum (southern white rhinoceros), 1944 nucleotides. It is a transcript of the gene GSDME, whose product is annotated as gasdermin E. The record is from RefSeq and is a predicted model, not a curated record. Gene Ontology annotation, biological process: programmed cell death. Gene Ontology annotation, cellular component: cytoplasm. Lineage: Eukaryota; Metazoa; Chordata; Mammalia; Perissodactyla; Rhinocerotidae.
UCUAGAGCUCUCAAAAUGUUUGCCAAAGCAACAAGAAAUUUUCUUAGAGAAGUCGAUGCUGGUGGUGAUCUGAUUGCAGUAUCAAACUUGAAUGACUCUGAUAAGUCACAACUUCUAAGUCUGGUGACAAAAAAAAAGAGAUUCUGGUGCUGGCAGAGACCCAAGUACCAGUUUUUAUCUGUCACCCUUGGAGAUGUACUCACAGAAGACCAAUUUCUGAGUCCAGUGGUCGUGGAGUCGGACUUUGUGAAAUACGAGGGCAAGUUUGAAAACCAUGUGAGUGGGACCAUCAAGACGGCACUGGGGAAGGUCAAGCUGAAUGUUGGAGGCAAAGGCCUCAGGGAGAGUCAGUCUUCGUUUGGAACCCUGAGGAAGCAGGAGGUGGACUUGCAGCAGCUCAUCAGAGAUUCCGUGGAGAGAACAAUAAAUCUGAAAAAUCCUGUGCUGCAGCAGGUGCUGGAGAGCGAGAAUGAGGUCCUGUGCGUCCUGACACAGAAGAUAGUGACAACGCAGAAAUGUGUGAUAUCUGAGCACGUUCAGAUUGAGGAGCAGUAUGGCGGCAUGAUGGGAAUCAAAACCAAGACCAUGCAGGUGUCAGUGACGAAGAAUGGCAACAUUUCCAAGAACACCAACGUGGCGCUGGAGAUCCCGGCUCCCACCACCAUUGCCUACAGUGUCAUCGAGCUGUAUGUGAAACUGGAUGGCCAGUUCGAAUUCUGCCUCCUACGAGGGAAGCAGGGGGGCUUUGAGCACCGGAGGAGAAGCGACAUUAUCUUCCUGGACCCCAGGCCCUUACAAGACAUUGUGUGCUGGGACACGCCAGAUGCUGGGCAGGGGCUGCCUACCCCGGAUGGGCCGUUGAGUGUUUUAAAACAAGGGACUCUGCUCUUGGAGAAGUUCCAUCCCUUUGUAGAGCUGCCGGAGCAGCAAAAGACAGCGCUGAGCAAUGUCCUCCAGGCGGUCCUGUUUGAUGAAGAAUUACUCGUGGUCCUGGAACAAGUGUGUCAUGACUUGGUCAGUGGCCUGUCGCCCCUAUUGCCGACGUUGGGGGAGCUAAAGCCCCUGCAGCAGCAGGACCUCACGGCCUUCCUGCGGCUGGUGGGGUGCAGUGUGCAGGGUGGGUGUCCCGGCCUGGAAGAUGCAGUCAGCAACCAGAAGCUCUUUUCUACGGCCUAUUUCUUGGUCAGUGCACUAGCAGAAAUGCCAGAUAACGCAGCAGCUCUGCUGGGCACUUGCUGUAAGCUCCAGAUUAUUCCUAUGCUGUGCCACUUGCUCCGUGCUCUGUCUGAGGAUGGAGUAUCUGAUCUUGAAGACCCAGCCUUGGCUCCUCUGAAAGAUACAGAAAGGUUUGGGAUUGUGCAGCGUCUGUUUGCCUCAGCCGACAUCAACGUGGAGAGACAGCAGUCGUCCGUGAAAGCCGUCACCCCGAAGGACCCUAACGUUUUCCCACUAAUUCUUUACAUAAGCCUGAAUGGACUCUGCGCUUUAGGUGGAGCACAUUAAUAAUGUCAUAUAGCGAAUUACAAAUACAUGUCAUCGGCCAAGGCUGAGUAUUGUUAAGAUACACUUUGGGGAUUAGGUCAGAUCUACGUUAAAAGUUGAUCAAGGAAAUGAAUUUACAAAACAGUUUAAGAAGUGGUGACUUUUUGCACUAUGAAUCACCUCGAGUUUAGCCAUCUGUAAAGUCUCUUUUUCAUAAGGGCUCUCCUGUGCUGGUGACACAGUGUCCAAGUUAGACUCCAGCACCUGGAGAGUUGGAGGAGGGUUGGAAAUUCUAAGCUACUAUACAUUCAGACCUUUUUUCUGCAGAAAAAUAGGUCCAUCUAUCACUUUCUUAUAUUUCCCACUUUCUUUCUGUUAUACAAAAACUGAUGAGUCUGAUGCUUUGAUCCCAAAUUUCGUUUUAAACUGUGAAUGCUAUGGGAAGGCAAUUUCUCUUUCUAA